GGCAGCGUGAACCCAACACCAUUUGGUGGUGUGGGAGUUGCACCAACAGGGGGGAUCAACACCACCCCAGACGGCAGUGCUGCAGCAGCCGCUGAACCAUCUCACGGUGUAAUAAGCACGGCGACCAUCGCCUUGCUCGCUCUAUCCCAUGCCUUUGCUCCUCGGAUGGGUUUCUGAAACAAAAGAAAAGGAAAGAAAGGGGUGCUGGAGUUGUCUGACUGAUUAUUGUUCCUUUUCUGGCAUGGUGGAGCUAGCUAUAGAUUCCCCACUUUUCCAUGGCGGGCUUCUCUAUCUUUUCUUGAUUAUCGUUGAUGAUCGUCACGGUGGUGGAAAAAGAUUGGAAUUUGAUUCCUCUGUGUAGUGGGGAUUUGAUGGGGAAUACAAGAAGAGGAAGAGGAGAGAGGUGGCGAAGAAAGGGUAUGGAAUCGUAGGAUGUUUGUGGCUGGUCCCGUAAAAGUCUAAUGUCAGCCCCCAUAUCCAGCUUCCCUGAGAAAUUAAAUCAUCUGCUUUCGCCUCAUAAAGGAAGGAACUUGAUCGAAAUCAAGAAGAUUCACUCUCUGCUCACCACAUCUGGUCUCCGCCGCCCCAAUUCUUGGCUCCGGCAAUUGCUGGACCAAUGCGUGUCCCUCCCUUCUUUCCCCUCUUCAUACGCUCUUUCCAUCUUCACCCGAAUCAAAGAACCCAAUGCCCAUUCCUGGAACUCCAUGAUCAAGGGCUAUUCCAAAGCUUCAAACCCUCGCGCCUCCGCUCUUUUCUUCUCCAAAAUGCGGGAAAAUCUCGUCCCUCCCAACAGACACACCUUCCCUCUGCUUCUCAAGGCCUUCUCCAUCGCCAAAACAGAAAACCCACUCCAGGUUUUCUCCCAAGUUGUGAAAUUCGGGUUCGAUGCUGACCUUUUUGUGCAGAACUCUUUGGUCUCCACGCUCGCUGUCUGCGGGUAUGUUGACCAUUCCUGCAAGGUGUUUGUUGAAAUGCCACAAAGGGACGUGAUUUCUUAUACCGCGUUGAUUGAUGGGUACAUCAGGAGCAGUAGGCCAGCAGAUGCCCUGGAGCUUUUUCUAGAGAUGAGAAGGGCGGGUGUGAGUGUGGACGAGGGCACCGUAGUGAGUGCGCUUUGCGCAGUAGGGAUGUCGAGAUGUGUUUGGUUCGGGAAGUGGCUACAUGGGUUCUAUAUAGUGCCGGGUAGAGUCCCUCAAGAUAUCUACAUUGGGAGCUCUCUAGUGGAUAUGUAUUCCAAAUGUGGACUGUGUAGUGAUGCAAGUUUAGUCUUUGCCGAAAUGCCAAACAAGAACCUAGUUUCUUGGACUGCAAUGAUAUCUGGAUAUGUAAACUGUGAGAGAUUCAAGGAGGGAUUGGCCACUUUUGAAGACAUGCUGGCCAGUGGAUUAGAGCCGAACCAAGCGACACUAACAAGCGUUCUCACAGCAUGUACUAAGCUAGGUGCUCUAGAACGCGGCAGGUGGGUCCAGAACUAUAUCGAGUCACACAGGUUCAGUUUGAAUUCCGGCCUUGCCACUUCUUUGGUAGAUUUAUAUGCAAAAUGUGGGUGCAUAGACGAAGCGCUCUCCCUUUUCAUGAAAAUACCAUUUAGGACUAAAGAUGUUUACGUGUGGACAGCCAUAAUCAACGGCUUGGCAAUGCACGGCGAAGCUGGGAAGUGCUUAGAUCUCUUCAUAGAAAUGUUAGACAACGGCGUAAAGCCGAAUGAGGUGACAUUCAUAGGAGUCCUCAGUGGUUGCUCUCGCGGUGGACUAGUGGAUGAAGGAGAGAGACUGUUUGCAGACAUGGAAUGUGUCUACGGAGUAAAACCCAAUGUUGACCACUACGGUUGCAUGGUUGACCUCCUGGGUCGAGCCGGGAGGAUCCAGGAAGCGGUCCAGUUGAUCAGGGGGAUGGCGGUGGAGCCCACGCCUGGUGUGUGGGGUGCACUGUUUGGAGCAUGUCUGAUCCACAAGGAGUAUGAGUUGGGGGAAUGGGUAGGGAAUCUGCUGGUCAGGUUACAACCACACCACAGUGGGAGAUACACACUUCUGGCAAAUCUGCAUUCAAUGUCUCAGAACUGGAAAGCAGUGGGGGAAGUGAGAAGAAUGAUGAGAGACAAUGGGGUUGAGAAGAGCAAAGGGUGUAGUUGGAUUGAAGUUGAUGGGGUUGUUCAUGAGUUCAAUGCUUUUGACCUCUCACAUCUUCACUCUCAAACUGUGUGUUUUGUCUUGGAUUGCCUUCUCAGCCAUUUGGAGCCCCAAGAUUUCCUUUACCCAUAGAGAGUUUUGGGGUUCUUUAAGGCUGUUUGGUAUGUCUUUUUUUGGGAUUGUCAGCUAGAUUCUUUUCAAGAAACAUCAAUUAAAUUUAUUUCAUUGUACCAUAAAAAUAAUAUAGUUCAAUUUUUUAACAUUUCUAAAGUUAUAUAAGAUGACAUACUACUAUUUAUUAGAGUAUAAAAUAUUUCAUGAAAUUACAACCAUAAAUGUGAGUUUUUGGU
Cuscuta campestris is the source of this 2479-nucleotide messenger RNA. The record is from the annotation of a GenBank genome assembly. NCBI's taxonomy places the organism in Eukaryota, Viridiplantae, Streptophyta, Magnoliopsida, Solanales, Convolvulaceae.